Arabidopsis arenosa is the source of this 1756-nucleotide messenger RNA. NCBI's taxonomy places the organism in Eukaryota, Viridiplantae, Streptophyta, Magnoliopsida, Brassicales, Brassicaceae. The record is from the annotation of a GenBank genome assembly.
UCACUACUCACCGGAGAUCGGAAUUCGAAUCCGGAUCCGAAUCACAGUAACCGGCGCCGGUUUAAAGAGAUAAUUCCGGUACACAUGUGUUGUUGACGCGGAGGACCGAAAUUCUGCGAAAAUGGGUUGUGUCAGCUCGAAGCAGACCGUCUCUGUCACGCCAGCGAUCGAUCACUCUGGUGUUUUCAGGGACAAUGCUUGUUCUGGUUCCGGUCGAAUUGUGAUUGAGGAUCUUCCUCCGGUGACGGAGAAGAAGCUUUUGUCGUGGAGGAGCAAGAGCGGGAAGAAGAGUAGUAGCAAGAAGAGUGGUAGUGAGUUGGGUAGCGAGUUCGGUGAAUUGAGUGAGUCUGGUAGAGCGAGUUCGAAUUGCAGGAGUGAGUCGGUGAGUUUCCGGCUCGGUAACUUGAGUAAGUACCUUGAAGCUGAGCAAGUCGCAGCUGGUUGGCCUGCGUGGCUGAGCAACGUCGCUGGUGAAGCUAUUCAUGGUUGGGUUCCAUUUCGAUCCGACGCUUUCGAAAAACUCGAAAAGAUUGGACAAGGGACUUAUAGCAGUGUGUUCCGUGCAAGAGAGACUGAAACUGGGAGGAUAGUGGCUUUGAAGAAGCCCCACAAACGUGGGACUGCGUCUACUGCCCUUGUUUCUCAGUAUUUUACUUCAAAGCCUUUUGCUUGUGAUCCCUCAAGUUUGCCUGUAUACUCGCCUAGCAAGGAGAUUGAUGCAAAGCAUCGAGAAGACACAACAAGGAAAAAAAUCAGCGGGAAUGGGAGACGUGGUACAGAAUCGAGGAAGCCAACACGAAAGCCCCCUGCAUUUGCUAAAUUGGCACCAGCUGAGGAUGUACGGCACCACUCCCAGAAGUUUCCGAAACGUAAUGGUCAUUCAGUCCAUAAUUCGAUUGAUAGUGAUGCCACUUUAUGUGAGAAAAUGCAAAAGCCAUCAAGUCAUGAAAAGGAUGAAGCUUCUCAUGUGAAGAACGCAUCACAAGGAGAUGUGCCUUUCUCAGGGCCUUUGCAAGUCUCUGUAUCAAGUGGUUUUGCAUGGGCAAAGCGACGAAAAGAUGACAUAUGUGUUAGAUCACAUAAUAGAUCUCUCUCAAGAGGUCACAUUCCUAACCUGUUGGGACCUUCUCCUGCUUUCAGUGAGAAUACUGACGUUGACUCUAAAACUAAUGAGAAAGAAAAUGAAGAAAAACAUGGGGCAAGAACGGAUUCUCAAGACCGUGAGGCGUAUGAAAUGUUGAAGAUUUCAAUGCUAAAGAAGUGGAGGCAACUUGAACGACCAGAUUCUUUUGAUGGUUCUGACGAGUAUCAUUCACAGGAACUGUCAUUGGCACUUUAUCAGAAAGAAGAAAAGGCAGCAAAGCUGGGUCAAUUGGGUUACGAAGACAAUGAUGACAAAAUCGAAUUCUCAGGGCCCUUGUUGUCUAAAUCUUAUGGAGUUGAUGAGCUUUUGGAACGCCAUGAACGCCAAAUUCGCCAGUUAGUUAGGAAAUCGUGGUUCCAGAAAGGUAAGAAACAAGGGAAAUGAAUUGCUGUAUUAACCUUUCUGUGUCAUGAAAAGCUUUCCAAGGGGAUCCAGAAGAGAGCUCCAAGAACUCUAUAUGCAUUUUGAUGGUUUGAGAAACACAACGUUAACAAGAUCUUCAGACAGAAACUGUGAUGAUCAAGCAAAUAUGGAGAAAGCCAUGAAGCAUUAUUUUUGUUUGUUAAUGUUAAUUUAUAAUAUAAUCUUCUCUAAUAAGUUAAAAUUUUGAGA